UGUCUCUCAAUCUUUUCUUCUCCAUGACAGUAUUUUGUAGAUCUGUUUAACUAAUUAUACUUCAAUGGAGAUGAGAAAUACUUUCACAUCAAUGGUUGGAGUAAGAUUUGCAGUAGUAUUUGUGGGUAUAGUUUUUUUUACACUAUUGUGCUUAGCAGACAGCAAUAAUGCCAUGAAUAUUGGGCAUGGAUACAGACUGACUUCUAUAGUUAAAGACUCCAAAGGAAACCUUUUUGGGCAGCUUCAGCUUAUCAACAAAACUGAAAUUUAUGGCUCUGAUUUAGAAGAAUUGCAGCUUGUUGUGAGCUAUGAAACAGAGGACAGAUUACAUCUGUCAAUAACUGAUGCUCAAAAGCCCAGAUGGGAGGUCCCUCAAGAACUACUUCCAAGAGAAAGAGCAACCUUCUUAUCACAGAAAACAAGUAACAACUCUUUUGCAAAUGGAGGAGAAACAGGGCAACCGGAAUCUGAUCAUCAUCAUGAACUUCAGUUUUCAUACACGACCAAUCCAUUUGGGUUCUCAAUUAUGCGGAAAUCUUCAGGGGAGGUUCUAUUUAAUACUACAGAUGAAGGACCCAACAGUCUGGUUUUCAAGGACCAAUUCAUACAAAUUUCGACAAGAGUUCCUCCAGGUGCUUCACUAUAUGGACUCGGUGAAAGCAGUAGACCAGGGGGAUUUAAACUAGUCAGAGGAGAUACUUAUACUCUCUGGAAUUCAGACAUUCCAAGCUCCAAUGCUUAUCUUAAUUUGUAUGGAUCUCAUCCCUUUUACAUGGAUGUUAGACAAGGUGGGACUGCUCAUGGAGUUUUGUUCUUGAACAGCAAUGGAAUGGAUAUUGAAUAUGCAGGGGACAGAGUUAAGUACAAGAUCAUUGGGGGGAUUAUAGACUUUUACUUCUUUUCUGGACCAUCUCCAACAUCAGUGAUCCAACAAUAUACCAAACUCAUUGGAAGACCAGCACCAAUGCCAUACUGGUCAUUUGGUUUCCAUCAGUGUCGAUGGGGUUACAAGGAUGUCAGUGACCUAGAAACAGUUGUGUCUGGUUACCGGGAAAAAGACAUUCCUUUAGAUGCAAUUUGGAAUGACAUUGAUUAUAUGGAGGAUUUCAAGGAUUUUACUCUGGAUCCUGUAAAUUAUCCUGCCGCAAAAUUGCGGCCCUUCAUGGAUCAGCUUCAUGCAUCUGGUCAGAAAUAUGUGCUCAUUGUUGAUCCAGGAAUCAAGAUUGAAAAGGGAUAUGAUACAUUUGACCAUGCAGUGAAAGAAGAUAUCUUCAUCAAGCAAGAUGGACAGCCUUACCUUGCCCAAGUAUGGCCUGGGCCAGUUCAUUUCCCUGAUUUCCUCAACCCAAAAACCCAACAAUUCUGGACAAAAGAGAUAUCUCAAUUCCUUGAAACAGUUCCUGUAGAUGGCCUAUGGAUAGACAUGAAUGAAGUGUCAAACUUUUGCAGUGGCGUUACAUGCUCCUUACCAGAAAAUAGAAUGUGCCCUAUGAAAGGUAAACCAAUAACAGAUUGCUGUCUUGUGUGCAGUUCUCCCCCAAAUUCUACAAAAUGGGAAGACCCACCAUACAAAAUAAGAAACAAUGGCAAUCACAGACACAUCAGGGAUAAAACAAUUACACCCAGUGCUCUUCAUGCAAAUGGUAUCCUAGAGUACAAUGCACACAAUCUCUAUGGUCUCUCUGAGACUAUUGUAACAAACAGGGCACUAAAAUCCAUUAGAAAGAAAAGACCAUUUAUCCUAACAAGAUCUACAUUUGUAGGAUCAGGUGCCUAUGCAGCCCAUUGGACAGGAGAUAAUGCUGCAACAUGGGAUGACCUGAAGUACUCUAUUCCAUCAAUACUUAACUUUGGGCUAUUUGGGAUGCCUAUGGUGGGUGCAGACAUAUGUGGUUUCUUGAAGGAUACCACAGAGGAGUUAUGUAACAGAUGGAUUCAGUUGGGUGCAUUUUAUCCAUUUUCAAGGCAGCAUUCUGAUAAUGGCACCAUCAGGCAGGAGCUAUACCUCUGGGACUCAGUUUCAGUUUCAAGUAGAAGGGCAUUGGCAUUGAGGUACGAGCUACUUCCAUAUCUAUAUACACUAUCAUUUGAGGCUCAUUUAACAGGGAAUCCUAUAGCCAGGCCUAUGUUCUUCACAUUCCCUGACGACCCCAUCACACUUAACAGAAGCACUCAGUAUCUUCUAGGCAAGGGGAUACUCAUAUCUCCUGUUUUGGAUCAAGGAGCAACUAGUCUGAAUGCAUAUUUUCCCAGGGGAACAUGGUACAAUCUAUUUGAUUUUUCCCAUGUCAUCAGUCCUAAAAAUGGGUCUUUUAAGGUCUUGGAAGCUCCUAUAGACACCAUCAAUGUACAUAUGGUUGAGGGCAUUAUUUUACCAAUGCAGGAAGGUGGGUUAACUACAAUUGAAGCCAGGAAGACUCCAUUUACUCUUCUCAUAUCAUUUCCUAUGAAUUAUGAUCAACAUUUCAACGAUUCUGAUGAACAGUACCAUGCAAAAGGUGAUCUUUUUCUAGACAAUGGGGAGGACAUAGAAAUGCAUAUUGAGGAAAACAGAUCUACAUAUGUAGAAUUUCAUGCUUAUGUUGUAAGAAAUAGGGUUGAAGUGAUCUCUGAAGUGAAGUGUGGGGAAUAUGCAUUGCAGCAAGAAUGGAAGUUGCAGAGGAUUGUGGUCUUGGGAUCCUCUUCUAGGCCUCAGAAUUUGACAAUCAAUGGGUUUCCAUCUACAGUAGUUGCCAUUCAUAAUACCUCCACAUCCUUGACUAUUGGCGACUUACAUCUGAAUAUUGGCGAAAGAUUCAAGAUAUGGUGGGAAAUUAUGUUUAACAUUUGAAUUGUGUUCUAUAAGAACCAGAUUAAGGCACAAAUAAACAAAAUUGGUGUGCACCGUAAGCAUUUACAAGAAAAAGUCAUACCCCAAUCUCAUCUUAUGACUAAUUAGAUCCUAUGAACCUGUGCUCAUAGUUUCAAAAUGAUCAUAGGAAUGUUGAUCUCUUUGGAAGGCGAGAAAUUUGAAUGUUCAAUGCUUUUUACUACGUACCUAUAUACAAUUAUAUAAA
This is a messenger RNA of Cryptomeria japonica (Japanese cedar), 3056 nucleotides long. RefSeq names its product alpha-xylosidase 1. Gene Ontology annotation, molecular function: hydrolase activity, hydrolyzing O-glycosyl compounds; carbohydrate binding. NCBI's taxonomy places the organism in Eukaryota, Viridiplantae, Streptophyta, Pinopsida, Cupressales, Cupressaceae. The transcript is spliced from 4 exons. Gene Ontology annotation, biological process: carbohydrate metabolic process. The record is from RefSeq and is a predicted model, not a curated record. The coding region runs from base 65 to 2830 and encodes 921 amino acids.